AUGGCAAAUAAAAACACAGCAAUAAAGAAAGCCCAACAAGCACAAGCACAAGCACAAUCCAAAAGCAAAUCAAAAACCUCAACAACAGAUCCAACCACGUCUGAAAAAUCAACUAUUAAAUCACCAAUUACAACAACAAAACCAAUAAUAUCAACAUUUAAAGAAUUACAAACAGCAUUAAAAACAACAUACAACAAUUAUUUUGAAAAUUUAACCCCUAAAUUAAAAUUAAUUGAUUUAUUCUUAUUAUUUUUAGUAAUUUUAGGUAUAUUACAAUUUAUUUAUGUAUUGUUGGUUGGAAAUUUUCCAUUUAAUGCAUUUUUAGGAGGAUUUUCUAUAUGUGUUGGACAAUUUGUAUUAUUAGUUAGUUUAAGAUUACAAAUUAAUGACACUGUUGAAGAAGAUGGAACAGAAGAGGAAGAGGAGGUGGUUGUUGAUUUAUCUAAUAAAGAUAUUAAUAUAAUUGAUAUUGAAGAAGAUGAAACAAAGACCAGUAAAAGAAUAUUUAAAAAUAUUUCACCUGAAAGAUCUUUUGGAGAUUUUAUAUUUGCAAGUUUAAUAUUACAUUUUAUUGUUAUUCAUUUUAUAAAUUAG
Lodderomyces pseudojiufengensis is the source of this 594-nucleotide messenger RNA. RefSeq names its product dolichyl-diphosphooligosaccharide-protein glycotransferase. Gene Ontology annotation, cellular component: membrane; oligosaccharyltransferase complex. Gene Ontology annotation, biological process: protein N-linked glycosylation. The record is from RefSeq and is a predicted model, not a curated record. The transcript has a single exon. NCBI's taxonomy places the organism in Eukaryota, Fungi, Ascomycota, Pichiomycetes, Serinales, Debaryomycetaceae. Bases 1 to 594 code for a protein of 197 amino acids.